This is a messenger RNA of Gongylonema pulchrum, 486 nucleotides long. Lineage: Eukaryota; Metazoa; Nematoda; Chromadorea; Rhabditida; Gongylonematidae. The record is from the annotation of a GenBank genome assembly.
AUGAAAUUAAGUUAUACAUGGAACUUCACUGUGGAAAAAGUUGAGCUGCCCAGUGAGAAGCAUGAGAACGUUGAUGAUGAAGGGAUCGAGAAAACAUCGCCUGUAAUCGUAACGACGAUAUCUCCAGAAAAUGAUGAAAAAGUAUAUUACGCCGAACUUUUAGAACGUGCAGAUAACCCCGAAAUUUCACUAACGAUGCCGGAAGCAUCUUAUAAUAUGUACAGUUUAUGCCCGGGAAUGGGCCUCGAAGGAGAGGCGCUGGAGCCCCCAGAUGCACAAGAAGAUCGUGAUGAAUCGGAAGCACGAAACAGAGAACCAGAUAAUGUUGAGGUAAUUUUGGUUGUAAUUUCUUUGAUGCAGCUUAGAUGUGUUUUAUUCGAAGCCGUUUUGUUAUUAAUUGAUCCUAUAAAAAAAAAACCUAGAUUCGGGUCUGAAGUUGGGAAAAAACCCCGAAAAUUUGAGAUGCGCAAAUCUUUUUGGUACUAA